Lichtheimia ornata is the source of this 1215-nucleotide messenger RNA. RefSeq lists its product as uncharacterized. The coding region runs from base 1 to 1215 and encodes 404 amino acids. The record is from RefSeq and is a predicted model, not a curated record. The transcript is spliced from 6 exons. NCBI's taxonomy places the organism in Eukaryota, Fungi, Mucoromycota, Mucoromycetes, Mucorales, Lichtheimiaceae.
AUGAUUGGCAACAUGUCAAAGCGGUCGGCUGUCAUUGCUGUCAUGUUGGCAGUUGCCUUAUCACUUGUCUUUUUAUUUUCAGUCUCCAGUUUCCACCUCUCUCCUUCCUCUUACACUGGCAUCGAUCGCGCAUCGUCUCCAUUGUCAACAAAAACAACGACCACCAAGGACUUUGAGCCAAAGUAUGGUUGCCUGGCCAACACAGCAUCCAACAUUACGCUUUCCAAAGAGCAGUGGGAACAAUGCCUCGAACCAGGACAAGAGGCCAGCUUGUAUUUAUCAAUUGUGAUCGUUACAAGGAUAGAUGACUAUGCAGGGAACCAACAUCAUCGUCUUCAAAACUUCAUUGACAGCGCAUACAUCCUUGCUGAACAUACACAAACCAAGAUGGAAUUGCUGAUGGUUGAAUGGAAUCCACCCAAGGAUAGGCGGCGUAUCAUUGAUACUUUUCGCUUCCGCCGAUCCGACUACUUGACAUAUCGCAUCAUUACGGUGCCUGAAAACAUUCAUCAAGCAUUACCCAACAUCGGCAACGCGCCAUUGCAUGAAUUCGAAGGAAAGAAUGUUGGUAUUCGUUUUGCACGAGGAGAGUUUGUAGCAUGCACCAAUCAAGAUGACAUUUGGUCCCACAAUUUCCACAAUGCAAUCAAGUCCCGGGCAUUCCAAAAGAACGUUAUUUAUCUUCAGCACCAAGAUCGACACAAUAUUCACGAUAAUCUUCCUCCAUCCAUUGUCAACUUGCCUGCUAUGCCUGAUGACGACACCCUGUACAAUGCUUGUCAUCUCAAUGAUCAAGAUUGGGGCAACUUUCAAUUACCUGAGCCAGUCAACCUUACACCCGACAAUUAUUUGCAUUAUGGUGAUCAAGCUGGUGACUAUACCAUGGCACAUCGAGAUACUUGGAAAAAGGUCAGGGGUUACAGGGAAACAGGUGGCGUUGCAUGGGUCGACAUUGAAUUCAUUGAGACGGCUGCUUGGACGUUUGAUAUUCCGGUGGUGUACAGCGAACAAGGUUUUACAUGCCAUCAAGAGCACGACAAUGUCUGGGAAAAGAAUCCUGAACGUAUGACACCCAAUCAAGGAAUCCAUGCAGUUGAAAUCCAGCGUAAAGAAAAACAAUACGUCAAUGAGGAAGGAAAAUGGGCUAUGCUCCAUCUGGAUAUCUGGGACAUGGGUCUUCAAUGCAUCGAAUUCGGAGGUGGCCUCUGCUGGUAG